Pyricularia oryzae 70-15 is the source of this 216-nucleotide messenger RNA. RefSeq lists its product as uncharacterized. The record is from RefSeq and is a predicted model, not a curated record. The transcript has 2 exons. NCBI's taxonomy places the organism in Eukaryota, Fungi, Ascomycota, Sordariomycetes, Magnaporthales, Pyriculariaceae. The coding region runs from base 1 to 216 and encodes 71 amino acids.
AUGGCUAGCAAGAAGUGGUUGAAGCUGUGGACGGAGAGUGAGGGAGAAGCCAACACGACCCUGCUUCACACUUGGAACCUUCUGCACCACCAUGAACCCGAGAGGCGUGCAGUGCCUGUUCCUCUGGAGAUGAAAUGCUUCAAACACGCCACAACUGGAAACGUCGAGCAGGCCUGUUAUCAGCAUGGCGCUGUUGGUAGGCAAUGCCAGAGAUAA